This is a messenger RNA of Henningerozyma blattae CBS 6284, 1548 nucleotides long. RefSeq names its product ornithine decarboxylase SPE1 (gene SPE1). Gene Ontology annotation, molecular function: ornithine decarboxylase activity. The transcript has a single exon. Gene Ontology annotation, cellular component: cytoplasm. Bases 1 to 1548 code for a protein of 515 amino acids. NCBI's taxonomy places the organism in Eukaryota, Fungi, Ascomycota, Saccharomycetes, Saccharomycetales, Saccharomycetaceae. The record is from RefSeq and is a predicted model, not a curated record.
AUGACACCUGAGUUAUCCGUAGUAAAUACACUCAACAACAGCUCACGCUUCGCGUCACCUUGCUGCGCCGCACACUCGGCAUUGCUCCCCGUCCGAGAUGAAAACUUUCAAAUAAAAAACCUUUUCAUAUAUAAACAGCCAUCUCAUCGCUGCCAAAUUUUACAGAUCUCAAAAGUGUCGCCAAAACCCCACUCCUGUGCCCCUCCACCGAUCAUGACUUCUGAUACUCUUACCAUGUCAAAGCUGGGUCAAGAACAGCUUCUCACAGAGACACUGCUCAACCACUUGAUCUCUAAAGAUAUCGCCACCCCUCUGCCACAUGAUUCAAAUGCUCUUACCCUACAAUCCCAUAAGAUGAUCGAAUCUGCAUUAACUUCGAGGUUAAGUUCCACAGAAUCUGAGGAUUCCUUCUUCGUUUGUGAUCUGGGAGAAAUCAAACGUUUAUACCAGUCCUGGCGUAUCCAUCUCCCAAGGGUGAAACCAUUUUACGCUGUAAAAUGUAACCCAAACCAAGAAAUCUUAAAGACUUUAAGAGAUCUAGGUCUGGGCUUCGACUGUGCCUCGAGAUCGGAAAUAGACACAGUGUUAAGUCUAGAUGUUUCUCCUGAAAGAAUCCUUUAUGCAAACCCAUGCAAAGCUUCCUCCUUCAUUAAACACGCUUCAGAAGUCGGUGUUUUGAAAUCUACUUUUGAUAAUUCUGAUGAAUUAUACAAGAUUAAACGUUUCCAUCCAAAUUCCGAAUUAUUCAUACGGAUUGCCACGGAUGAUGAAUCAGCUCAAUGUAGAUUAUCCACAAAAUACGGGUGCCACUUGGACCAAGUCGAUUCACUUUUGCAAACAGUCAAAGAGUUAGAAUUAAACUUGGUAGGUGUCGCUUUCCAUGUGGGAUCUGGUGCUUCUGACUACAACAGUCUUUACAAAGCCAUUAGAGACUCCAAAUAUGUCUUCAAUAGAGUCGAAGAAAUGGGCUUGCCUUCGUUAAAAGUACUAGAUGUCGGUGGUGGAUUCCAAUAUCAUUCGUUUGUCCAAGCUGCCGAAGUAGUCAAUUAUUCGUUACAAGAGUUUUUCCCACGUGAAGCAUUCUCUGAGUUGCAAGUCAUCGCUGAGCCUGGUAGAUAUUUUGUCUCUACAGCUUUGACUCUUGCUACAAAUGUCAUUGCAAAGAGACGGCCUAACAACGAUAACACUUCAUCCAUGAUCUAUGUUAACGACGGGGUCUACGGUAACUUGAAUUGUAUUUUAUUCGACCAUCAAGUGCCUACUCCAAAAAUUUUAUUCCAUUCAAAUUCUUACCACUAUAACUCUGCCACUUCUUCUGAUCACUGCAUCCCUGACAAGAUCGAAAACAAAAUAUCAAUGUGGGGACCCACUUGUGAUGGUCUUGAUUGUAUCAAGAACAAUUACUAUUUGAAAUAUGAUCUAGACGUUGGAGAUUGGAUUUAUUUCCCAAACUUGGGUGCAUACACUUCAACCGCAGCCACUCAAUUCAAUGGUUUCCAACAAUUCUCAGAUUUCAUCUAUAUAGAUAGUGAAGCCGCUUAUAAUUAA